This is a messenger RNA of Andrographis paniculata, 781 nucleotides long. RefSeq lists its product as uncharacterized. The transcript has a single exon. Lineage: Eukaryota; Viridiplantae; Streptophyta; Magnoliopsida; Lamiales; Acanthaceae. The coding region runs from base 116 to 610 and encodes 164 amino acids. The record is from RefSeq and is a predicted model, not a curated record. Gene Ontology annotation, biological process: translation. Gene Ontology annotation, molecular function: structural constituent of ribosome. Gene Ontology annotation, cellular component: ribosome.
UUCAAGUUUUUAUUUCGUGAAAAAGGUUUUCAGAUUAAACCCUAACAGAAGCCAGAGGAGUACUCUCCUUCUCAAAUGCAUAUCUAAAAAACCCUAAUUUCAUUCCCAAUUCAUAAUGGUGUCCAUGAUUUCAAAACUUUCUUUAUCGUCAGCCUCUCAGGCGAUGUACCGUCGGGCUUUCUGCACCGCAGUCGAGUCGCGGACUCAAAAACUGGAACGAAUCGCGGACGAGCUAUUGGACCUUAACAAGCUCGAGCGCUAUGAUUACGCCAUCCUACUGCGUCACAAAAUGGGGCUCAAUCGCUACGGACCGGCGGCUUCAGUUUCCGGCCUACAGUCCCCUUCAUCACCCGCCGGGGGCGCAUCGGCCGCCGCCGCCGCUCCAGCCAAAGAGAAAACGGCGUUCGAUGUGAAAUUGGAGAAAUUCGACGCGUCGGCAAAGCUUAAGGUGAUUAAAGAGAUUCGAUCAUUCACCGAUUUAGGUCUGAAGGAGGCGAAGGAUUUGGUGGAGAAAACACCCGCCGUGGUGAAGAAAGGCGUUACGAAGGAAGAGGCUGAGAAGAUCAUGGAGAAGCUCAAAGAAAUCGGUGCUACUGUGGUGCUUGAAUGAAUGUUUGAAUUCAGAUUCAGGUGCCUAUAUUUUUGAAUUUUUUUUCAUCAAAGUAGUUUUACUUGAUUGGAUCAAAUUAGUAGUGUCGGUUCAUCCAUACCGUAAUAUCAAUGUUGCUUCACUGAAUUCUCCAUUUCAGUUAACAGAUAGUCGAAUCCACACUUUACUUAA